AUGGAGGAAUUAAAGCAGUUGGCAGAGAAGGAGAAACGCGCUGCCCUUAGACUCCAAGAGGAGAGUCUGCAGGCCAGUUUUCGAGAGGCCCUGCGAGCAAGGGACAGGCUGGAGGCUGAAAUGAGGCAGGAGCUCCAGGUCCAGGCCGAAGGGGAGGCCUGCAGGAAGCUGCAAGAACAGCAGCACAAAGAAACAGAGGAGACCAGAGAGAAAAUAAUACACACUGUACGAGAAGAGACACAGGAGUGUGUGAGGAGGUGUGUGCAGGAUGCUGAGAGAAGUAUUCGUGAGGAGUGUGACAUGAAGGCAGAAAGAGAGAAACGGGCUCUACAGGACAGACAUGAAGAGGAGAUAUACGAGUUACAAAACAGGUAAAAAUACCCAUGAAACACCCCUCCUGCUCACCCCAGCUUCCUGUUGUGAUGCAUCUCAGCUAUUCUCUUUCUCCUUCCCACCUUUUGUAAAUUUCAUUAGUUUCUAUCUUUGUAUAUGUAUGCUUUCUCCCUUUUCUUCAAUAAUCCUAAAAUAUAUAGAUUUUGUUGUCUUCACCAACA
This is a messenger RNA of Carassius carassius (crucian carp), 554 nucleotides long. RefSeq lists its product as uncharacterized. The transcript has 4 exons. Bases 1 to 375 code for a protein of 124 amino acids. The record is from RefSeq and is a predicted model, not a curated record. NCBI's taxonomy places the organism in Eukaryota, Metazoa, Chordata, Actinopteri, Cypriniformes, Cyprinidae.